Mytilus trossulus (common blue mussel) is the source of this 1389-nucleotide messenger RNA. RefSeq names its product histidine N-alpha-methyltransferase-like. NCBI's taxonomy places the organism in Eukaryota, Metazoa, Mollusca, Bivalvia, Mytilida, Mytilidae. The coding region runs from base 197 to 1150 and encodes 317 amino acids. The transcript has 8 exons. The record is from RefSeq and is a predicted model, not a curated record. Gene Ontology annotation, molecular function: methyltransferase activity.
UAAACCACAAUAUGUUAAUGCGCAUGACAGAAGAUUUCAUAAGAUCAUGAUCAAAAGUGCAAACCGUAGGAAAUUUUGAAGUCAUUUUUAUGAUCCAGGAUCUAUUCGUGUGUAGGUUGUUCCACGAAUUACAGCCUUACUUACAUUACAGAUUGAGAAACUUCCAUGCAGCCUGGUCUGAAAAAAAAACCCACCGAUGGAUGUUGUAGAGGAAUUAAAACGAGGCUUAAAUGGUUCCAAAAAGUUUGUACCUUUUUGGUAUAAAUUUGACGAAACUGGAUGCAAUUAUUACAAUGAAAAUAUUCAGCAUAAUGAGUACUACUAUCUGCAUAAAUCUGAGAAACAGCUGAUCGGUGAAAAUGUUUUGGAUUUAAUGAAUACGGUAACACAACCAUUUUUACUAGCUGACUUGGGCUGUGGAACUGCAGAGAAAACCAAAUACUUUAUCGAUGAAUAUUUAACAAAAGAGUCAACACUGACGUACAUGCCGGUGGAUAUAUGUAAAGAUUCUGUCGAAACGACGAGCAGAACUCUGUCUGAGACCUAUGGCAAUCGGUUGAUCAUUGAUGGAAUAGCAGAAGAUUACCAUACAGUCAUUCCAAAAGUAUUAAAUUACCCUGGACAAAAGUUGAUAGUUUGGUUGAGUGGUUUAUUUAACCUCCCUUAUUCAGAGCAAAUCGCGCUGCUUUUAUUGGCCUCACAGCGUCUUAAUGAUAAUGACAGAUUACUGGUGACAUUUGAUAUAACACAGGAGAAAGAAACCAUAGAAAAUGCUUAUAUCGAUCCAUCAGGAUUUCUUGCAAAAGUCAAUUUGAACGUUUUACACAGACUAAACAAAGAGAUGGGUGCAAAUUUUGACGUUUCGCAAUAUAGAUACGAAGGAGAAUUUAUACUGGACAAAGACCAUACCAAACCAGGAAAUAUGCAUAGAUGGUUAAGGUCACUUUGUAAACAAACAUGUUCGAUAGAUGGUCUAAACAUGAAAGUUGAGUUUGAAAAGGGAGAAAAACUUCAGCUGAGUGAGGAAGGUGGAACAAGUUAUAAAUAUACAGAGAAUCAAUUAAACAUUUUAUUUGAAAGAUCUAAUUUGAAAAUAGUCAAGCUUUGGAAAAAUAAACACUGCGCCAUGGUUUUGUUAAAAAGCUCAUGAUGACCUCUGAUGUACAGUAGGCGGUCGAAUGCUGAACUGCCAAUGACAAAAUCCUUUAAUAGUCAGAUUUAUGUUUAAAUCAUUAACGGUGGAGUAAUGCAUAAUAACUCACUUCAUCUUUUGUCCGUUGUUGUGAGGCAUUUUUCAAUGAAUAAUAUAUUUAUAUUUCAAAAUAAAAGUAAUGCCACACAGUGUAGUUUAAUGAAUUAUUGUUCAAAUAUAAAACAGCUUGAAAUGGA